Molecule: messenger RNA, 1167 nt
Organism: Rotaria sordida
Lineage: Eukaryota; Metazoa; Rotifera; Eurotatoria; Philodinida; Philodinidae
Source: the annotation of a GenBank genome assembly
AUGUAUUCUACUGUUAAAGAAGUCACAGUACGCAGUACCUUUGUUGCUGUACUUCAUCGUAUUCUUCAACUUUUAAUUCUAAUUUUUGUUGUCUUUUACAUUAUCUUGAUAAAAAAGGGAUAUCAAGAAUUUCAAGAACCUCAAGGUUCUAGUAUAAUAAAAAUUAAAGGUGCAGCACAAGUUUCGAUUCACAAUUCCAAUCUUCAUACUGAUAAUUCAACUCAAGCAUUGUGGGACGCAGCUGACUACGUUGUACCAUCCAUUGAAACCAACGCCUUUUUUAUUGCUACACGUAAAACGGUAACAUAUGGUCAAACACAAGGAAUAUGUCCGAGUAGUUUGAACAAUAAUUUAUUCUGCAAUUCUACAUAUAAUCCAUGUAAACGAGGCAAGCCAACGCCUAAUGCAUUCGGUUACUUUACUGGAAACUGUGUACCAAGUCAGGAGAAUACGAUGAUUAAUGUAUGUGAAAUAAAUGCUUGGUGUCCUGAAGAACUGUCAAAUUCUACCGAUUAUACAAUCAAUAUUGACGAUUUACUCAAUAUUACAGUUUUUAUAAAAACAGCUGUUUCAUUCGCGCAAUUCAACAUUAAAUUACGAACAGUCAAACAAGAUACUAAAUUUUCAUGUCGAUUCAACAGUGAUACUGAUCCACGUUGUCCUAUCUUUCAAAUCGGAUAUAUUAUCAAAAAGCUUCGAGAAAAAAAUCAUAGAAUAAAUCGAAAAGCUUUGUAUAAUCAAGGAGGCCUAAUUCAAAUUGAACAAACAUGGAAAUGUAAUUUCGAUUCUAGUGUAGAAAAUCAAGGAUGUUUUCCAACUUAUACAUUCGAUUUAUUGCAAAGUGGUGAUGAUAAACUAUCGCCUGGUGUCAAUUUUCGAUUUGUUGAAAAAUAUCGUUUAAAUGAAAUAGAUUAUCGAACAACGACAAAAAUGUAUGGACUUCGUUUUGUUCUCACAAUAUCAGGUCAUGGUGGACGAUUCGAUAUACGUAGUUUAUUUCUUGCUAUCGGAUCUGGUAUUGGUUAUAUGAUAAUAGCGGAACUGGUAUCCGAAUUUAUCUUCAUGCGAUUUCACAGACAUCGUGAAGAAUUUCGUCGAAAUAAAAUCAAAGUUUUUUCUUUGAAGGACAACAUGAAGGCUCGUUCGGGAGAUAUUGUAGACUAUUAA